Messenger RNA from Mya arenaria, 925 nucleotides. RefSeq lists its product as uncharacterized. The transcript has 3 exons. The record is from RefSeq and is a predicted model, not a curated record. NCBI's taxonomy places the organism in Eukaryota, Metazoa, Mollusca, Bivalvia, Myida, Myidae. Gene Ontology annotation, cellular component: plasma membrane. The coding region runs from base 131 to 739 and encodes 202 amino acids.
CAGUAGCAGCUGAUGUUUUGGCCUUGAACAUUCAACUACAAGUGUAUGCUCCAACGACUUAGCUCAACACUAUAUACAAGUGGUAUACAGCUUGUUGGCGUUACGAUUACUUUUUAGCGAUUUACGGAUAAUGUCACCGAAGGAACUGCGUGGUCUAUUGCUGGCGUUGGUUAUUGUAGCCUUGGUGCUGUUGCUGGUGGGAUUUGUGUCUCCUGGAUGGAUUCACAUUAAAGCGAACAGCGGAACAACCCACAUAGGUCUCUGGUACCGGCUGAAGUGUGACGAAAAAUGUGAAAGGAGUUUCGACAACCUAGCAUACGAUUAUGGAAUUGGCACCACCCGCGUCCUGACGACCUUGACAAUAGCGUUCAGUGUUUUAGCGGUGAUCAUGAACGUCGUCAACUAUCUCGUAAACAAGAAAAGCACCCAGGAAAAAGACAAGCCGACCAAGGUGGCUGCUGUGCUGGCAACAUUGCUCGCUGGAAUUAUGGCGAUUGUUCCACUACAAUCAUACAUAGACUUCAACAGGAGAUAUAUUACAAUCUCUGCUGCAGACGACAAUGACUCGCCCAUCUACUUCCCCUACUCACUAUUCAUCUUCGGGAUUGGCUUUCUGUUGCUGCUAGUUGCAAACUUAAUUUCAUUCGUGAAUAUUGCAAAACAUUAUUUUCAGGGAAAUGAGAACACGUCUCAUUUUGAAAAUUUGCACAAUAUUCAACAGGAAACCCGGUUGUCGUAACUAGAAAAGCAACAAGCGGCCAUGGUGAAAACAUCAAAUCUAGAUGAGUUGGAAUAUUGACUUGACUAUUGCUAUGCUAAAGGAAACUUGCUUCGUAGUUUUAAGAUAUUUUUUCUAUGAAUAUGUUUCUCUUGUAUUUUUAUAAAUGUUAAAAUAUUAUAAUUUAAAUAUAAAUAUGUACAUGUA